This is a messenger RNA of Arabidopsis arenosa, 1219 nucleotides long. Lineage: Eukaryota; Viridiplantae; Streptophyta; Magnoliopsida; Brassicales; Brassicaceae. The record is from the annotation of a GenBank genome assembly.
UAAUUAUAUGAAUGAGUUUCCUAUCUCUAACAAAGUGAGAAUACAACUAACAUAAAUUAAGCAGAAGAGGUUGAUCGAUCUUGAUGGGGAAAACCGGCGGAAGCUCAUGGUUCACGACCGUUAAGAAUGUUUUCCGAUCACCGGAGAAGAAAAUCCCUAGAAGAAUAAAUCGUCGACAAGACAACGACCUCGUCGAAGAAGAAAAGGACGAACAACACCAACGACUGAAGAGAAGAAAAAGAAGAUGGCUAUUCAAGAAAGCUUCUUCUGAUUCUUCUGCAAUAGACGUAGGAAUACACAUAAGAAACUCCGGCAACAUUAACUCAACGGAUGUUGACGCGAUUGCGGCUGAGGAAACAGAGAAAACUGCAUCUCCGGCGGCCAAGGAAACCGUUUUUUUCGGCCGGAUAUCUGUCUACCUCAAAAGACACUUGGCUGCUAUUCUCAUUCAGACAGCUUUCCGAGGAUGUCUGGCACGAACAGCGUUUAGGGCUUUACAAGGAGUUGUGAAACUACAAGCCCUAGUGAGAGGCCACAUCGUGCGUAGACGAGCUAGCAUUACUUUGCUUCGGGUUCAGGCUUUGGUUCAGAUCCAGGCUCGAGCUCUAGAACACCGAAAAACACUCACCACCAAUCUCGGCGACGAAACUGCCUUGUCUCAUGCUUUCUCUAAACAGAUGUGGAAAACUACAGCGAGAGAAGCUCAUAGUGAAAGUGAAUUAGAGGACAAAAGACAGAGUAGAUUAAACCGAUACGGUUAUCAAGAAACCGGAAGGAGAAUGUCAACCGAUCAGGCUGUCGUUGAACCGGUCAAGAUAGUCGAGAUCGAUACGUAUAAAACGUACGCACACCACCAACAACUCAACGACCAGACGCCACGUGGACACUCUUGCGUCACAAGGCAAGUCCAUUCAAUACCAAAUUACAUGUCUACCACUGCCUCAACCAUGGCUAGAUUUCGCCGGCCACACAGCGUACCAAAGCAGAGAUCAAACCGAACCGGUUUAGAUAAUAACGAACCAAGAUUAACAUUGGUUAGAAAGCGAUUGUCAUUUCACAAUGAUAAUCCGCAAUCGCACGAUUAUAUUGCCGGUGAUGGUUACUUUUGGUACGACAUCGACAAGAGAACCAAUGCUCACGAAGAUUUUCAGUAUUAAAAUUAACCGAAUCGGUUAAGUGUAGCCGAUUGAACCAUUGACGAUAAAUGAUAUUUUAUUUU